ACACAUCACCACAAACUUUCCUCAAAUUCUCGUUUGAUCCUCUCCUCUUGCGACCGCAAGCAAAUCAAAGAUCUCGCUCCAAUUGCAAAGUUCAAGAGCCUCUGAAUCACCCUCAUGACUUUCUCACGCCUCUCAGCCAUUUUGGUUCAAAGAAAACCCUUUCACACAACCACUCAGUUUCUCAAAAUGGAUUCUUUCCAGCAGCAACAACAGCAGCAGCCCCGUGGCGCUUGCUACUCUUGCGGUUCUACUGGUCACCAGGCCCGUGACUGCCCUACCAAGGGUCCUGCUAAGUGCUACAACUGCGGUGGUAAGACCUGAGUUUUUUUAAUGCUGUAAUUUUGCCGACUAACAUGUCUUGCUAUCAGGCGAGGGCCACAUGAGUACGUUUCUCACCUCUCCUUGUUGACUUUUGCUAAUCCAUCACAGGCCGUGACUGCACUGAACCCAUG
This is a messenger RNA of Fusarium redolens, 452 nucleotides long. RefSeq lists its product as uncharacterized. The transcript has 6 exons. The record is from RefSeq and is a predicted model, not a curated record. Lineage: Eukaryota; Fungi; Ascomycota; Sordariomycetes; Hypocreales; Nectriaceae. The coding region runs from base 115 to 321 and encodes 68 amino acids. Gene Ontology annotation, molecular function: nucleic acid binding; zinc ion binding.